AUGUUGUCGGCGUCUCAUUUCGUAUCUCAUGGCAUCCCUGGUAAGGUUCUUGAUGUCAAAGUAGUACUUUCUGAACACAAAAUCGAUGUUCAAGAAGAAACCCAGACUUUUCAAGACACAAUAGACAAGGGUAUUCAAGAAACAAGAACAGGAAUACUGAAGACCGAGAUGGAAUCGAUGGAUUCAAAGAUUUUAAACCAUUCACUUCAAAAAACGGACCCUCAUUCCUUUCAACCUCUUCAUCUCCUUCCCCCAAAUUCCAUUCGACUGCAACUCCUGGACCAAGGGAAAGUGAAAUUGUGGAAAUUUUCAGAAAAGUCCGAGCCUAACUUCGGGAAUGAGCUGCAAAAAAAAAGCCCAUUCUUUAGUGACCACUGGAAAUAA
This is a messenger RNA of Lactuca saligna, 384 nucleotides long. The record is from the annotation of a GenBank genome assembly. Lineage: Eukaryota; Viridiplantae; Streptophyta; Magnoliopsida; Asterales; Asteraceae.